UAACCAGUAAGGCUAAAACAUAAAAUCGGUUUAUGGGAGAGCAGGUCAACCAAUAAUGCCAUCAAAAAACUUCCUGUUUAUUAUUUUGUAUUGCACAAGUGACACAAAAUAACCAGCUUCAAAGAGCAUAUUUGUGUGUACUCAUUUAUAAAGUAGCGUAAAAUACAGGCAUGCCUAAAAAAUUUAAAGGGGAGAACUCAAAAGCUGCAGAGGCAAAAGAAAGGAAAUCUGCACAGAAAGCAGAUGAGGCAGCUAGGAAACAGGCAGCAGAAGAAGACGCCUUCUGGGCAGAUGAUGAUAAGCAUAUUGUCAAAAAACAACAAAGGAAGGAGGACAAAGAGAAAAAGAGACUCGAGCAGCUUGAAAAGAAAAAAGAACUUGCAAAGAUGGCAGAUGAGGAGCUGGAAAGUCUCAAGUCUGGGAAACCUAAACAAACAAAGCUAACAAGAGCUCAGAUAGAGGCUGAACAAGAACGACAGAGACAAGCUGCUGCUGCUGCUGCUAAAGAGAAGGAACGUGUGCACCAUGAAGUUCCCCUGGAAACAAACAUCAACAGGCUGGAGGAUGAUGCCGAGGCAGCCAGGACAGUGGAAGAUGCCAUCUCAGUACUCAGUGUCAAGGAGCCAGAUUUGGAGAAGCAUCCUGAGAAGAGGAUGAAAGCAGCCUUUAUAAAGUAUGAGGAGGACAAUUUACUGAGGUUAAAACAAGAGAAUCCCAAUAUGAGACUAUCUCAGUUGAAACAAAUUUUGAAAAAAGACUGGAUGAAAGCUCCUGAAAACCCUAUGAAUCAACUGACAGCUGCUUACAAUGAAAAACGUUAGCUGGCGUUGUUGUUUGAUGGUGUAGAGACGGAAUGAAAGUAUUUAUUUGAAAGAUUUGUUGCCAGGUUACAUAGUGGUUAUAAGUUCAGAACCAGCGUUUAUUUUUGUUAAAAAUAGUUCUGAAUGGAAGUCGCACAAAAAGAAUGGGUAAUAUAUCCUAAUAUAGUAGUUCAGCUUUAUGUUUUGGGUUGUCUUAAAAUAACUAAAAUAGUUUUAUUUCAAAUACAAUGUUUGUACACUAUUCUUUUAUACAAGUAUUAAUGUCUAAUAAGCAUAAAUCUAUUGCCAGUUACAGGUACAAUUAAGUUUGAAAAAUCAUUUAUUGUCCCCUACUGGUUUCACCAGAGGGGACUUAUGGUUUGUGCUCUGUGUGUCUGUCAGUCUGUCUGUCAGUCCGUCAGUCUGUCACACUUUUCUGGAUCCUGCAAUAACUUUAAAAGUUCUUCAUAGUUUUUCAUGAAACUUAAAAGAUGGAUAGAUGGCAAUAUGGACAUUAUGCACAUCAUUUCAUUUUGUUCCUAUGUUAAAAAUUCUGGUUGCUAUGGCAACAACAAAAUUCUGAUAAUGGUGUAGCCGGUAGGGGACAUAUAUUGCUUGGCAAUAGUCUUGUUAAUACAAAGUUUGGGCUGGUUAUACAGAUAAGUGUCAUCAAUUAGCUUUCAAU
This is a messenger RNA of Dreissena polymorpha, 1485 nucleotides long. RefSeq names its product coiled-coil domain-containing protein 124-like. Gene Ontology annotation, molecular function: transcription coactivator activity. The record is from RefSeq and is a predicted model, not a curated record. The transcript has 5 exons. Gene Ontology annotation, cellular component: nucleus. NCBI's taxonomy places the organism in Eukaryota, Metazoa, Mollusca, Bivalvia, Myida, Dreissenidae. Gene Ontology annotation, biological process: transcription by RNA polymerase II. Bases 171 to 821 code for a protein of 216 amino acids.